AGUGGGACUGUGCACUUUCUGCUUCCUCUGUUCAGUUCAAACUCGAAGCUGUUAUCAAAUCAUCGAAUCAAAGCUUCCGAUUUCGGCUCGGCGAUGGACAUGCCGGGAGGAGACUAUUACGGCGGCUAUCCCCCUCCGCCGGGGCCCCACCACCCACCGAGCGAUCCUCAGUACCCUCAACAGCAGCCGCCGUACAAUCCCUAUCCUACCGACCCUCUUCCGCCCCCGCCCCCGCCCUUCAACGGCCCUCCACUGGACCCCAACUUCAACUACCACCAGCCCCCGCCGCCGCCGCCGCCGGCGGUCAAUGCCCCGUGCGAUUCCUACGGUGGAGGAGGGGGAUUUUGGCCCAGUGGAAAUAACGGUGGGAGCAACUAUGGUGGUGGCGGCGGCGCCGGCGGUUACUCAGCCCCUUUCCAUGGCCGCAAGCGGCCUCGGCAUGCUUCACAGCACGGCGAUGGUACUGGAUAUCCCAAAAUCUACGUUGCAUCGGUGCCGAGAACGGCUACUGAAGAAGAUAUUCGUCCCGUGUUUGAGCCACAUGGAAGACUUGUUGAGGUUAUUCUUCUUAGGGAUAAGAGGACUGGUCAGCAACAAGGGAGUUGUUUUGUGAAGUAUGCUACAACUGAGGAAGCUGAUAGAGCUAUCAGAGCGUUAAACGAUAAAUUCACAUUCGAGGGGGAACUAUCUCCUGUUAAAGUAAGAUAUGCGGAUGGGGAGCGGGAACGCCUGGGCCUUUUAAAGAACUGUCCUGGUGGCCAGUGGGCAGGAUCUCCACCAGCAGCUGCCAAUGGUGACCAAUGGGCAGGACCUCCACCAGCUGCUGCCAAUGGUGAUAAUUUUGGAAGUCAAUGGACAGCACCUCCACCAGGCUUCAAAGGCGAUAAUCAUGGUGGUCAAUGGGCAGCACCAACAUCAGCCUUCAAAGGCGAGAAUAAAGGCCUACUUGUGGAUAAAGUAUAUGUUAGUGGUGUUAACAGACAUGCAACAAAACAGGAAAUCAAGGAGAUCUUUUCCCCAUAUGGUGUUGUUGAAGAUAUCUUUAUCAUUCGCGAUGAGAUGAAACAGAGUCGGGGUUGCGCAUUUGUCAAAUAUUCUCAUAGUGACAUGGCGGUGGCAGCAAUCAAGUCAUUGAAUGGAACUUUCAUAAUGCGGGGCUGUGAUCUUCCAUUGACUGUUCGAUUUGCGGAACCCAAGAAACCUAGAGGUGGGGAACCAAGGGGCAAUAAUUCAUCAUCGGGCUCUUAUUUCAGUGCUCAUUCUCGAGAACCAGUCAAUAGGCAUGCACCACAUCUCAGUAAUUCUAUGGGGGGAUUCAUUCCUCCUGUUCCAUCACAUCACAUGCAGCAACAGUUCAACUCCUCAUUUCCAAAUCAGGUCCCUGCAGAUCAUAGAAUCAUGCCGCAACCAGUUCCGCCAUUGCAGCAGACCCCUCCGCUGUUACCCCAGUGCUCUACUCCGCAUGUAGAAACUCUCGAGGGUUCUCAGACACCAGAUCAAGUGGGCUCCGAGAUACGCCCACAGCCUGAUAAGCUUCAAGCAUCUAACCAAAAGUCUGAGCAGCAGCAGCAACAACAGCAGCAGAGUUCUCAGGCAUCAGAACAAAUGGACAAGUUCAUGACUGCUCAGGCUCAGGUCGGUCCUCAGACAGCUGUCAGCGCUUGUACCACAUCAACGGAUGCUGAAGCAGCUUCUCUCGAGUGUGAUUGGAGUCAGCACAUCUGCCCUGAUGGAUUCAAGUACUACUAUAACUGUGUCACUUGCGAAAGCAUGUGGGAGAAACCUGAUGAGUUUGCAAGAUAUGAGCAAGAGCAAGAAAAGCUGCGAAAUCGGCAAAAUUCUACCCAGCAUAUUCAUUCGCAAUCACCCAUUAUUUCUUCCACCGUAGAAACUGCUCAAGCACAACAUGUGCAGAUUCAGAAUUCUUUCUUCCCCCAGGAGAAGGGUCUAGCCGUUGUCCCAGCCUGUGGUUGAACAGAUUAAUCCUUGAUCAUCAAUGAGAUAGAGGAUCACGACUGAUUUCCACCAUGGUUGUUGAUGAAGUGGAACAGUUUAGGGAUGGGGUGGUAGAAUAAUCGCUAUAAAACCUGUCCAAGGAUAGCUAAUGAAAAUGUUCGAGGUAUGUUUUCCGGUCUUUAUGUUCAGAUGUCCUCUAGGGUCUCCAUUUAUCUAAACUAUGCAAUGCAAUAUUGUAUUCAUAAGCGUUAUUAUCUUGGUAAGUGUAGUUUAGACGCAGGGUCACCAUUAUUCUUUUCUACUGAUUUCUGUUUGUGGUUCCUAUGUUAUCGAAUGUAUCUGAGGACGCAAUACCAUACGCUGCAGUUGAGAGUGUACGAAAAUGUAAUCCGAAGUUGGUAACAUUAUCACCUCGAUUUGUACAAUGUAGCAAUACUACUAAACACCUAUCUGUUAUGGGAAA
Punica granatum (pomegranate) is the source of this 2419-nucleotide messenger RNA. The record is from RefSeq and is a predicted model, not a curated record. Lineage: Eukaryota; Viridiplantae; Streptophyta; Magnoliopsida; Myrtales; Lythraceae.